Molecule: messenger RNA, 1454 nt
Organism: Fundulus heteroclitus (mummichog)
Lineage: Eukaryota; Metazoa; Chordata; Actinopteri; Cyprinodontiformes; Fundulidae
Gene: ssr2
Product: signal sequence receptor, beta
Exons: 6
Coding region: 68-625 (185 amino acids)
Cellular component (GO): endoplasmic reticulum; membrane
Source: RefSeq, a predicted model, not a curated record
UUUGUGCCACGUUUGGUAUUUCGCUGCUGCUCUAAGGAAAAUACUGAAGUGUGUAACUUUCUUCGGGAUGACCACGAUACUGCGCGUGUGUGUGCUGCUGGCUGUUCUCGCGCUGGGUGCCGGAGAGGAGGGCGCGCGGCUGCUGGCCUCCAAGUCCCUGCUGAACCGAUACGCCGUGGAGGGCCGGGACCUCACCCUGCAGUACAACAUCUACAAUGUGGGCUCCAGUGCUGCUUUGGAGGUGGAACUUUCUGACGAUUCCUUUCCUCCUGAGGACUUUGGGAUUGUGUCGGGAAUGCUGAAUGUUAAAUGGGACAGGAUUGCACCAGCUAGCAAUGUCUCUCAUACAGUGGUACUGCGCCCCCUAAAGGCUGGGUACUUUAACUUCACCUCGGCCUCUGUCAGCUAUGUAGCCCAGGAAGGAGGACCAGUUGUGGUGGGCUACACUAGUGCUCCUGGCCAGGGGGGCAUCUUGGCUCAGAGAGAGUUUGACCGGCGGUUUUCCCCUCACUAUCUGGACUGGGCUGCAUUUGGUGUGAUGACUCUGCCUUCUAUUGGAAUUCCUCUGCUGCUCUGGUACUCGAGUAAGAGGAAAUAUGACUCACCAAAAACCAAGAAGAACUGAGGGCCAGUUCCUGGGUUAAAGGGAUGGGGGGUAAUGGGGCACGGGAUCUGAUCCAGUCUGUACUUAAGCAAAAAGUAGAAAUGGACAGCACCAAGGAAAAUAACAUGAUCAAAAAAGCAGUAUCUGAGUAAGACGAGGUGAAAAGAUGGAAGGAAAAUGAUCAAUGUCUACAAUUUCUUAAUUUCUGAAUGGGUCCAAAAAACAUAACACCUGUGGUUUUCUACUUUUCCUGAUCUGUAAAAUCGUGUAAUUGUCAAUUUUGUGAUCUGAAUUUAAUGUAAAAUUCUAGAAUGUUCAAUUACAGAUAUGUUUUUCUUCUAAUGCUGCCUGCGUCUUUCUGUUUAUCAGAACCAAAAAUAAGAAUUGCUUUCAAAUGUGUCUUACAUUAUGAUUUCUGGAUGGCAAUGGGUCGUUGGCUUACUUUGUCCUGCUGCCUCUAGGGAAAGCUUAGCUUAUAUUGAUGUAAGGCAGACACAAAGAGCAGCAGGAGCUCUUUAUUGAGCUUACCUUUUUCUGGAACUAGCAUUUGUAAUAUUUCCUUGUCCAGUCCUAAAAGCUUUGGCAAACAACGUGGUGGGUUGGGUUUACUGUAUUAGGGCAGAUUUUACUCCACAAGAGGGGAUCAUUAAAAAGAUCGCCAGGUGGAGAUGAGCUCUUAGCAGCUUUCUCCUAAAAAGUACCCUGAUUUUGCAUCCGUUAUGAAUCGCACUGGGUAAAUAAAGUUUAAAGUCUAAUUCCUUUUUUUCUAAGACAAACUAAAUCUAUAAUACAUGGUGGUUUACAACGAUUUGAGCAUUUAUGUUGUGGAUUAAAAUGACAUUUUCUGCUA